CACAUGGCAUAUCUGUCAUCUUGGCCGAGUGUGUCCAUUAAAAAAAAUGCUGAGCUGACAGAAUUUUGAUGGAGGCUUUAUGGAGCGUAAACAGUGAUGGAGGCUGAGGCUACCUCAGUGAUGGAGUCCAUCUACAAGCAUCCUGAACGUGAGGACGACUGAGAGGAGGAGGAGUUAAGGCAAACCACGGCAUGACUGUUCUAUUUCAGAAUAUGGACACGUACUUUGGUCAGCAAUACCCAGCAGCCACAGCCAUGCCGAUGCUGGAGGUCAUCUGCAGCCUGAUUGGCUGGCUGUGUCUCUACUUCUUGUUCGUCUGCACCUUCACCCAGCGGGGACCCGAGUGGAACUGUCGCCUGGUCACGUUGUCCCACGGCGUCCUUAUAGUGCUGCUCACAGCCUACGUUGUUUUCGUAGACGGACCCUGGCCCUUCACGCAUGCAGGUACAGAAAACACAGAGCUUCAGAGCUUCGCCCUGGCUGUGUGCCUCGGCUACUUCUUCUUCGACAUGGGUUGGUGUGUAUGCUACCACACAGAGGGCCCCGUCAUGCUUGCACAUCAUGCUGCCAGUAUUGCAGGCAUCCUGCUGGCUUUGCUGAUGGGAGUGUCAGGCUGUGAAACCUGCGGGGUCAUCUUUGGCAGCGAGCUCACCAAUCCCCUGCUGCAGACCCGCUGGUUCCUCCGCCAGGUGGGCCUGUACGACAGCCUGCUGGGCGACGCGGUGGACCUGCUUUUUAUUUUACUGUUUGCCACUGUUCGCGUGGGAGUCGGCACGGUGAUGUUCUACUGCGAGCUCACCUCUCCUAGGACUUCAAUGAUAAUGAAGCUUGGUGGAGUGGUUAUGUACGGGCUGGCAUGGGUGUUCAUGGUUGACAUAGCCAGAUUUGGCUACAAGAAAAGCAAGGCUAAGUAUAAAAGGUGGAUAGAGAACCACAAACUCAAAGACAUGGACAGACAAAAGGUGGGUGGACAUUCAGACAAGAGUGAAUGAAAAGCUAACGUUCUGUCUAAGGGCUUCAAGAGCUCUAAAGGUGCUAUGUACAGCAUGAGAAUAAUAAAAGAUUACUAAAUAUUUUUAAUAUGCUGUAUAGUAUGAGUCCCCAGAUAAAAGAGAAAAGUUAUUGCUUAUCAUGAGCGCGCUCUAACCUUGUUUUAAAAUACCAUGGGUUGCUUCAUAGCAAAAAGUUUAAGUUAGCGACAGUGAGCUUUAGUAACCUAAAUGUCUCAUGUUUUUGCACGCUUAUCCCAAAAGUACCAGCAAAUUUAUUGCGAUGGAACAAAACAUUCAUAGUGAAGCUGUUGUCCGUCUCUGUGUUGGCCCUGAGAUGCACCAGUGAUCUGUGAUCUGCUUGGUGGAAAUCAAAAAGUAUCAACCUAUAAAGGACUGAAUUCAAAGACACUCCUGAAAUCAAAGUGAAGAAAUUAUGGCCUGGCCUGUAUUUGUGUAGCGCUUUACUAGUCCCUAAG
Messenger RNA from Pundamilia nyererei, 1468 nucleotides. It is a transcript of the gene tlcd5b, whose product is annotated as TLC domain containing 5b. The record is from RefSeq and is a predicted model, not a curated record. The coding region runs from base 192 to 992 and encodes 266 amino acids. Gene Ontology annotation, cellular component: membrane. The transcript has 3 exons. NCBI's taxonomy places the organism in Eukaryota, Metazoa, Chordata, Actinopteri, Cichliformes, Cichlidae.